CUCUCUCUCGCUUUUCCUCUCCUUUCUACUCCUCUAUUCUAUUACUAAUCUUUCUUUUUCUCAUUCUUGCUCCAUUCGCAUCCCUAUCCUCAUCAAACCAUUUUUUUACUCUUCUCUCUUUAGGAGAGAGAUAUUCAAGUAAGAUUGGUGCACCGUCCGUCCGCCUAGGGGAAAAAGAGUGUAAGAGAGUUCUACCGUCUUUGACGUUGAAAUGGGCACUCGAGACGACGAAUAUGACUAUUUGUUCAAAGUGGUUCUUAUUGGUGAUUCUGGAGUAGGAAAAAGUAAUCUCUUAUCACGUUUCACAAGAAAUGAAUUCAACCUAGAGUCUAAGUCUACUAUUGGUGUUGAAUUUGCAACAAGAAGUAUACAAGUAGAUGGCAAAACAAUCAAAGCUCAAAUAUGGGAUACCGCUGGUCAAGAACGCUAUCGUGCUAUUACUUCUGCUUACUAUCGUGGUGCUGUUGGAGCAUUAUUAGUUUAUGAUAUUGCAAAACACUUAACAUACGAAAAUGUUGAAAGAUGGUUAAGAGAAUUACGUGAUCACGCCGAUCAGAAUAUAGUUAUAAUGCUAGUUGGAAAUAAGUCGGAUUUGAGGCAUUUACGAGCUGUGCCGACAGAUGAAGCUAAAACAUUUGCUGAAAAAAAUGGUUUGUCUUUUAUAGAAACAUCGGCUCUAGAUUCAACCAACGUUGAGACAGCAUUUCAAAAUAUUUUAACAGAGAUCUAUAGAAUCGUCUCGCAGAAACAAAUACGAGAUCCUCCAGAGGGUGAUACUAUUCGACCACAAAACGUAGAACCUAUUGAUGUUAAGCCUACGAUGAGUUCUGAGGGAAUGCGUAAACAAUGUUGCCAGUGACGUGGUGUUUGUUUAAUGAAUGAUUUGCUUUACAAAUGCAGCGAGAGAGACAGAGACACAGUAAUGAGCAAAGUAACGGCCAUUGGUAGAUGUAGCGGGUGCAUAAAUGCACGAGAGCUAAGACUAUGUAUACGAGUCUAAAAUCUCGUAUGCUAGAAGGGUUUGUUAACCUCACCAAAGCGAGAAGAUACUGCAGAUUAUUCAUAGGGAAAAAUAAAUAUGCGUACGAAACGCAACUUUUUUGAUUCGCAUAAAAUAAUAUCAAUUAAGUGCGGCACUCUCAAAUUGGACGUCGGUGUAAGAGUGAAUUAAGUAUGGAGAUGAAUACACCAAUGCAGAUUAUAUACAUAAUUACAUAUAGAUUACAAAUGGACAUACAUAAAUAUACAAGCGAAUCUGAAUGCAUAAACGAACACGUUAAACAAAACAAGGCCCAUGCACUUUGUCCUAUAUAACCUUCUUCGUUAAAGUGACAUUUGUCUCGUUUACUCAAUUUAUGAUUUCUUCUCUCUCUAACUCUUUCUUCGUAUUUUUUUCUUUUGCUCAUGUACGCAUUCAUAAUAAAGUGUACACAAAAGCAUUCGUCUUUGAUGCAUAUGUGAAGCCGAUACAUGCAAUAACACUUGAAACACGCGUCUACACGAUAAUAGUAAGAAAAAAAUCAGAAUAUAAAAACAGAUAUACAUAUUUUAUGUUAUUAAUAAUUAAAUGUUGUAUUACCGUUUCUUUGGAAUACAUAUAACAAUUAUUCUCAACACAUAAUAUGAUCGUGAAUAUACAACAAUUGUAAUCUGAU
Molecule: messenger RNA, 1655 nt
Organism: Ceratosolen solmsi marchali
Lineage: Eukaryota; Metazoa; Arthropoda; Insecta; Hymenoptera; Agaonidae
Gene: Rab11
Product: RAS oncogene family member Rab11
Exons: 5
Coding region: 212-859 (215 amino acids)
Molecular function (GO): GTPase activity; GTP binding
Source: RefSeq, a predicted model, not a curated record